Centropristis striata (black sea bass) is the source of this 4310-nucleotide messenger RNA. RefSeq names its product proprotein convertase subtilisin/kexin type 1 (gene pcsk1). Gene Ontology annotation, biological process: protein processing. Gene Ontology annotation, molecular function: serine-type endopeptidase activity. The transcript is spliced from 14 exons. The coding region runs from base 193 to 2499 and encodes 768 amino acids. The record is from RefSeq and is a predicted model, not a curated record. Gene Ontology annotation, cellular component: Golgi membrane; trans-Golgi network. NCBI's taxonomy places the organism in Eukaryota, Metazoa, Chordata, Actinopteri, Perciformes, Serranidae.
CAGUAUUUCCUCUCCUCACGCGCAGUUUCUCGUUCCCUCCAUCUCAGCCAGCUGUUUCUUAAGGAAUAAAACAAGGACAUUUCCUCAUCAAAACAUUUAAGAGUUUUCGGCUGCUUUUAUAUUUUGGAGCCUCUAAGCUAUUUGUACAUAUAUACAUAUAUUUUUUUCUCCUCUGGUUGAAUUUGCUCUGAGAUGGAAGUGAGAUGUCGUCCAGCGGUGAUGUGUUGUGUUUUCGCCGUCCUCUUCUCCGUGGUUCCCCGGUCGCUGGAGUCUCCUUUCAUAGACAGACAGUACCUGAACGAGUGGGCAGUGGAGAUCCCAGGCGGACUGGCUGCUGCCGAGGCGAUCGCCAAAGAGCUGGACUACAAACUGGUCCGACAGAUCGGGGCCCUGGAAGACCAUUUCUUGUUCAAACACCGCAAUCAUCCUAGCAGAAUGAAACGAAGCGCCAGCCAUGUAACCAGACAGCUGUCAGAGGAUGAUCGAGUGCUGUGGGCAGAGCAGCAGUACGAGAAACGUCGCAACAAGCGAGCAUCCCUCAGGGAGUGCAGGGACUGCCCGGUGGAUAAGCUGUUCGAUGAUCCCAUGUGGAACCAGCAGUGGUACCUGCAAGACACCAGGACGUCUUCCUCGCUGCCGAAGCUCGACCUGCAUGUGAUCCCCGUGUGGCAGAAAGGCAUCACAGGGAAAGGAGUGGUCAUCACAGUCCUGGAUGACGGGCUGGAGUGGAACCACACAGACAUCUACUCCAACUACGACGCAGCAGCCAGCUACGACUUCAACGACAACGACCCCGACCCUUUCCCCAGAUACGACUCCACCAAUGAAAACAAACAUGGGACAAGGUGUGCUGGAGAGAUUGCUAUGCAGGCAGACAACAAUAAAUGUGGUGUUGGAGUGGCUUACAACUCUAAGGUUGGAGGGAUUCGUAUGCUGGAUGGGAUUGUGACUGAUGCCAUCGAGGCCAGCUCUAUUGGGUUCAACCCAAACCAUGUGGACAUCUACAGUGCCAGCUGGGGACCCAACGAUGAUGGCAAGACAGUAGAGGGCCCCGGCCGCCUCGCCCAGAAGGCAUUUGAAUAUGGUAUCCAGAAGGGCCGUGGUGGGAAAGGCUCUAUCUUUGUUUGGGCGUCAGGUAACGGUGGGCGCCAGGGCGAUAACUGUGACUGUGACGGCUACACAGACAGCAUCUACACCAUCUCAAUCAGCAGUGCCUCCCAGCAGGGCCUGUCCCCCUGGUACGCUGAGAAGUGCUCCUCUACUCUGGCUACAGCAUACAGCAGUGGAGACUACACCGACCAGAGGAUUACGAGUGCUGACCUGCACAAUGAGUGCACCCAGACUCACACUGGAACGUCUGCCUCUGCCCCACUGGCUGCUGGAAUAUUUGCACUGGCACUGGAACAAAAUCCAGACCUCACCUGGAGAGACCUGCAGCACAUUGUGGUGUGGACCUCAGAGUUUGAUCCUUUGGCCAAUAACCCCGGCUGGAAGAGGAACGGAGCUGGGCUGAUGGUCAACAGCCGUUUUGGCUUCGGCCUUCUCAACGCCAAAGCCUUGGUGGACCUUGCUGACCCCGCCACGUGGAAGCAUGUGCCUGAGAAGACACAAUGCAUCGUCAGGGAUGAUUCUUUCCAGCCCAGGGAGCUGAAAGCAGCAGGGGAGAUCACUAUAGAGAUUCCAACCAAAGCCUGUGCGGGCCAGGAGAACGCAGUCGGCUCACUGGAGCACGUGCAGGUGGAGGCCAGCAUCGAAUACACAAGGAGAGGAGACUUGCACAUAACACUCACCUCACCUUCUGGCACCAGUACAGUGCUGCUGGCCGAGCGAGAAAGGGACACAUCAUCUAACGGCUUCAGAAACUGGGACUUCAUGUCUGUCCAUACAUGGGGCGAAGAUCCUGCUGGUACAUGGACCCUAAAGAUCACAGAUACUUCUGGUCGUAUGCAGAACGAGGGGCGGAUUUUGAACUGGAAGCUGAUUCUUCAUGGGACGUCAGAGAAGCCUGAGCACAUGAAGAAACAGAGAGUGUACAUUCCCUACAACGCUGUGCAGAAUGACCGCCGUGGUGUGGAACGCAUGGAUGACAUGAUAGAGGAGCCCACGCAGGCCAAACCACCUCCAAAGACUGAGUCUGCUCCUUCCAACCCACAGAAGGAGCCCAAAAAACCCUCAAACCCAGCCUACUCCCCUUCCCUGGCCCUGCUGCGUCUCCUGCAGACGGCCUUCAACAGGCAGACCCCGGCCCUGCGGCGGCCCCAGUCCGAAUCCAGGGACUGGAGGAAGCAGCAGCCGAGCCGGAGCGUCUCUCCUCCCGCGACAAGACUCCCCCCUCAGACGUUGUACCAGGCUCUGGACUUGAUCAACAAGUACCGCGGCCCCGAGGACAGCGUCUACAGCGACUACAGCGACGGCUUCUACAGCACCAAGCCGUACAGGCACAGAGACGACCGGCUGCUGCAGGCCCUGUUUGAGAUGAUAGAUGAUGACCGCAUAUGAAGGCCUGGAGGAGAGGAGAGGAGAGGAGAGGAGAGGAGAGGAGAGGAGAGGAGAGGAGAGGAGAGGAGAUGGAAGAUAGAAGAUUGUGGGGAGCAUGUGUUGGUUGGGGAGCAGAGGAACAAGGCGAAGAGAAGAGAGAAAGCAAAGCACUGGAGGAGGAGAAGAAGAGAAGAAAAGAGAAAGGAAAGAGAACUCUUCCACUCUGUUUUGUUUAUUUCCCCCAAAAUGCUGCAUAUCUGAUCUAUUUACCUUCAUUUGCCAGUCACUGUUCAUUUAAUAAUUCUCAUUCAGUCAUGCAAAUUUUUAAGUCCACAUGUGAUUUGUUUGAGGCCUCUCUGCUACAAACUGUAUCUCCACAUAGUCAAAGUGAAAGCAUUUAAAACAUAAGAAAGGAGCCUUGUCUCUCUUCUCCUCACUGCCUGCUCAAGCAUGCCACCUUUAGAAUAUAAGUUUUGUAUAAGUAUCUAUAUAUUAUCUAUAUAUUAUACAAAGACAAUGAUUGUAAUAUGGUUUCGAAAACACGUCACAUCGAAAAAUUUCACUUUCAAAAAUCCUUUCUGUUUCUAAUAGGUGUUUUCAACUCCUACAUAGUUUUAUUUUCAGUAUGUUUCACUAUAGGACACCAGCUCACUUUAAUCACUUUAGAGGACAAAUUAAACCUUUAAAAUCUGACACAAAGUUAAAUAAGAGUCAGCAUAUAUUCAAGAUGAAGCAAAAUUUAAAAAAUCAAAAAAAAAAUCAGAUAUUUGAAAUUAUUGAACUACUUUUGUUGGCAAAAGAAUUAUCCUCAGGGUGUCAACAAAGCUCAGAGAGUAACAGAAUCAUAUUCUCAGUAUUAAGAGAAAUAUAUAAAGAUUAUAUAGUAUAAAAGUAUACAGAUGAGACACAGUUGUACCACUUCUAAAAAAUCUACUCUGGUAAUAAUAAAUGACAGAUGGAGAAAGUCUUUCAGUCGAGUAGCGAUACAUUAAAAGUGGAAAAAAAAGACAGAUUAAUCUUCUUCUUGUGCUAUUUGUUUAAUUUUGUAUAAGUCCAAUGCUGCAUUAAAUGAAAUAUUUUUCUAAGGAUCCUCAUAGUUUAUGGAAAUAAUAUAAAACAGUAUCAAACACUUGAACGGUUUAUUUUCUUGUGGCGUAGUUCACUCAGUCACUGCAAAGUCAGUGUAGUUACCAUAACUACUGUACCAAUGAACACUGCCAAAAUCUUUGCUGUCAAAAAGCUUCAGUGAAUUUCAGUGAAUGUGCAAAUGGCUGACCAAUUGUUUGUUCAUCAUCUGCAAUAUGCCAAUUACAAACAGUUCCUUGAAUCCUGGACAGAUUAUUGCAUUAAUAUUCCUUCUCUGGUAUUAUUUAUUUGAUAUUGAUGAACCUCUCACACUUUACAAACUGACCAGAAACUCUGUAGAAUAGGGGCUCUGCACCAUCAAGCACAUUCAUCUUGAACGCCUUAAUAUAUGCUGUAAUAAAUGUACAUUCUCAUCUCCACAUGGUUUAGAUCAACUUCUAGCGUUAAGUGUUUAUGACAUAAAUAGUUAUGAAUCCUCUAUGCAGAGUCUCUAUCCUCCAGCUUGGAACUGCCGGCCCCGCUUCUCUGCCAACAAGGUGACAGGAAAAAGAUGUUUGGGACAACGCUUCACAUGCACCCUGUAAUUUAUUCAUUCUUUAGUGUAGCCCGUGCUGUUUUCUUUAUCUUUUUUUUGUUUUUGACUGAUGCUUCAGUCCGAAGUUGUUUACACAAACCAAUAUUAUGUCGCAAUUUCUGUAUGGAUGUACAAACGUAAUGAGAUUUAUCGUAAUAAACUGCAAAGUGAC